Molecule: messenger RNA, 1143 nt
Organism: Colletotrichum scovillei
Lineage: Eukaryota; Fungi; Ascomycota; Sordariomycetes; Glomerellales; Glomerellaceae
Product: CFEM domain-containing protein
Exons: 8
Coding region: 1-1143 (380 amino acids)
Source: RefSeq, a predicted model, not a curated record
AUGCAUUCACUUCGCAUGCUACCGUGGCAUCUCCUCCUCCUUCUAGGAGUGGUAGCAGCUCAGGCACCGUCGAUUGACAAACUUCCAUCAUGCGCUCAAUCAUGCCUCGUUCAAGGCUUGAGCAUCUCAUCAUGUCCCACGGCAAAUCACCCAUGUCUAUGUGAUGACACGGCAUACAUGAGUUUCAUGGAUGCUUGCGUCACGAGUAACUGCUUACCAGCUGAUGCCUUAGCCACGCAGAACUAUACUUGGACAGUAUGUGGGCUUCCAGAAGUCAAUGAUUAUGUUUCAAUACAAGUCCCUACAUUAGCGGUCUUCUUUGUGCUGGCUUCCCUGUCAAUCUUCAUGCGAGUGGCAGUCAAGGUUGCAGGUGUCUCUGCGUGGGGACCUGACGAUUGGAUGAUCAUGGGCACCUAUGCAUUUCUCAUAGCAUUUGUGCCGAUGAAUGUGUAUGAGGGCAGGAACGGCGCUGGUCAAAAUAUGUGGUCAUUGACCGGAUAUUACGUUAUGCAAGCCCUUUACCAUUGCACGAUAACUCUGUUGAAAGCAUCCGUCCUCUUCCUAUAUCAGCGAAUAUUCCCUUUUGAACGGCUGAGAAACGCACUUUGGGCAACGCAAGCAUUCAAUUUGAUCAUUGGUGUGAUGUUUCUUUUCCUCGGCAUCUUUCAAUGUAACCCGGUUCACCUCGCUUGGACGCUUUGGAGACAAGACGCUCGAAGCCAGGGAACAUGCAUGAACAUUGUCGAUAUCGGAAUAGCUCAUGGAGCUAUCCAGGUUGGACUGGAUAUCUGGGUGCUCGCGCUGCCUCUGAUGCAGAUACAGAGCCUGAAUCUCAAAUGGGAGAAGAAAACUAGCUUGAUGGCUAUGUUCAGUCUGGGUCUCUUUCUUACGGCCACCAGCUCAGUCCGACUGAGACUCCUCACCGAAGACCUUCAAGGGACAUACAACUUCACAGUGAACUCGCUACCAAUCUGUACGUGGUCGAUAAUUGAGAUAGGCGUGGGCAUUUUUACGGCCUGCGCGCCUAGCAUCCGACAGUUCUUCCGAGUCUUCAUUCUCAGACGGCGUGAUGGACAGGCGAGGUUGCACUCGGAACCCGGUCUCGGUAGGGCUUCUGGAGACGUCGUCGAGAGGGUUCACUAG